UCUAAAUUUAACAUUUCUGAGCUGAUUUGUCAUUUAUAAUUUUCCCAAUAUUCUUCCGUUUUCCGCCUUUCAACAAGUUUCAAGAAUUAAAAUUCGGCUCGGGUUUGAAUGAAAUACUAUUUAUGAACAUCGAAUUCCUUAGAUAUCAUCGAAUUUAAUAUAGUGAAGUUUGACGAUUUCGGGUAUUGUGUUUAAUUUUUUUGGAUUAUCCUAUAAAUAUGCCAGUGUUUCAUACCAAGACAAUUGAGUCUAUUUUAGACCCAGUUGCACAACAGGUAUCAAAAUUGGUUAUUUUACAUGAAGAAGCUGAAGAUGGCCUCCCCAUGCCCGAUCUUCAACAACCAGUUAGAUCCGUUAGCAAUGCGGUCCUCAAUUUAGUGAAGGUUGGAAGGGAAACAAUAAACAGUUCAGAUGAUCAAAUUUUGAAACAAGACAUGCCAGGUGCAUUGGUACGAGUAGAAAGGUCUUCCAAAUUAUUAGAAGAAGCUUCCUGUAUGCUGAAAGAUGAUCCAUAUAGUUCACCAGCCAGAAAACGACUGAUAGAUGGAAGUGGAGGCAUUUUACAGGCCACUUCUGCCUUAUUGUUGUGCUUUGAUGAAUCUGAAGUUAGAAAAAUUAUAAGGGAAUGUCACAGAGUAUUAGACUACCUCGCUGUUGCUGAAGUUAUUGAAACUUUAGAUGAACUGGUUCAGUUUUUGAGAGAUCUGAGUCCGUGCCUGAGUCGUGUAUCCAGAGAAGUUAGCGCUAGAGAAAAAGAGCUCACUCAUCAGGUGCAUGCCGAAAUACUCGUCAGAUGUUUGGAGCAAAUCAAAACCCUGGCUCCGAUCUUAAUUUGUUCCAUGAAAAUCUACAUUCACAUCGUAUCACAAGGCGGAAAGGGGGCUGAAGAAGCAGCAGAAAAUAGAAAUUACCUGGCUAUGAGGAUGACUGAUGAGAUAAAUGAGAUAAUAAGAGUCCUUCAGCUAACAAGUUAUGAUGAGGAAACUUCAGAACUUGACAAUUUAACUGUACUGAAAAAAUUGCAGAACGCUAUUCAGAACAAAAUCAACACCGCUAAUGAUUGGUUACUGGAUUCAAAUGCGGUGAAAGGAGGAAUAGGAGAAAAAUCUCUAAGACAAAUUAUAGAGGAUGCACAAAAAGUAUCACAAAGAUGUUUACCUCACGAUUCCAAUAUGAUCAACAAAUUCUGUUCAGAUCUGACUACAAUGACAGAUGCCUUGUGUGAAUUGAGACAAGAAGGCAAGGGAAAUACACCCCAAGCAGAGUCUCUAGCUAGAGGAAUUAGGGAAAAACUCACCGACUUACAGCAAGCUGUUCUUCAUGCUGUUGUUGCAGUUGAUAAAACUGGUCUCCAACAAACAGCGCAUACUGUACAAGGAAGGUUGGAGCAAGCAAGGAAAUGGUUGUCCAAUCCUGGUCAGGACGAUAAAGGUUUAGGACAAAGAGCGAUAGCUCUAAUAGCAGAAGAAGGAAGAAAAGUGGCAAACGGUCUGCCCGGCAUACAAAAAACCGAGGUCCUCCAGCUUUGUGACGAGGUGGAGGGUUUGUCGCAUCAACUCUCAGACCUCUGCGCUCAAGGGCGAGGGGACAGUCCACAGGCUCAUGAAGUGGCAAAGAGGCUCUCUCAAAAGCUGCAUGAAUUGAAGGAGAAGAUCAAUCAGGCAGUUGUAAAUAGGGUUGUGGAGGAUUUCAUCGACAUCGUCACUCCGUUGAAACAGUUCACUGAAGCUGUGAUGGUUCCGGAGGGCACCCCCAACAGGGAUCAGAAUUUUUCAGACAAAGCAGCGAACUUGCAGCAGUUCUCUAACAGAGCUGUCAAGACGGCUAAAAUGGUGGCUGCAGGCGGCAGUGGAGGCAACAAAAAGAUUGCUGAAUCCUUACAGAGUGCUGCCAAUCAAGUGGAGAGUUUAACCCCUCAACUGACCUCAGCUGGAAGUAUCAGGAUGAACUAUCCUUCAUCCAAGGCGGCUGAUGAACACUUUGAGAACCUUAAAAAUCAGUACGCUGACACCCUGACCAAAGUCAGAAACCUCUGCGACGAAGCAACAGACUCCGCAGACUUCAUCAAAGCUUCAGAGGAACAAAUGAGAAAGCAUACAUUCUUAUGCGAAGAAGCUAUUAAGAACAAGCAACCCCAAAAGAUGGUGGACAAUACCUCUGCUAUUGCUCGUCUUGCAAACAGGGUGUUGUUGGUAGCCAAACAGGAGAGUGACAAUUCUGAAGAUCCUAAUUUCAUCGAUGACGUGAACCGUGCAUCUGAUUACUUGCAAAAUUGUGUUCCGCCAAUGGUACAAGAUGCAAAAUUGGUUGCCAUAAACCCUUCUGAUGUAGGUGCUGCUUCAAGGUGGAGAGAAUCUAACAAAAUGUUGUUAAAUGCAGUGGAAGUUGUUCGUAAGGCUGUUCUGAUCAAUCCAGAGUUACCACCUUUACCCGAUAUGAAUUCUCUUCAUUUAGAACCCCCUGCACAUACAUACUUUGUCGAUAAAGUGGGAGAACUAUUAAGGAGAACGCCUACACCAGGAGACAGAAAUUUGGGGACACUUAGUCCCACUCAUCACCAACAGGGCAGGGUUAGCCCAUUGCCAAAAUGGGCCAGAGGAGAUAAUUCAGAUUUGCUCUACCAAGAACUUUUACCCAAUCAAAAUGAAAGAGAUGAGGCACCUCCAAGGCCACCUCUUCCCAGCGAUGGAGCUCCAGUUCGUCCACCACCUCCUGAAACUGAUGAUGAAGACGAUGUUUUCAAGAACGCUCCCAGUUCCAGUCAACCAAUAAUGGUUGCAGCGCAUAACCUACAUAGAGAGGUGAGACAGUGGUCUGCUAAAGAUAACGAACUUAUUGGUGGAGCCAGAAGAAUGGCGGUUCUUAUGGCCAGGUUGUCAGAACUGGUUCACAACGAUGACAAAGGGAGCAAGAGGGAACUGAUAGCCACAGCUAAGGCUAUAGCUGAUGCUAGCGCCGAUGUCACCAGAAUAGCCAAGCAGUUAGCUAGAGAAUGUACUGAUAAAAGGAUUCGUACUAAUUUGCUACAAGUAUGUGAAAGAAUACCAACGAUCGCUACUCAGUUGAAGAUUCUGAGUACUGUUAAAGCUACAAUGUUGGGUGCACAAGGUUCAGAAGAAGAUAGAGAAGCCACAGAAAUGUUGGAAGGAAAUGCACAGAAUCUAAUGCAAAGUGUAAAGGAGACGGUGAGGGCUGCUGAGGGAGCAAGUGUAAAGAUUCAUGCCCAAACUCACGGUCGUUUAAGAUGGGUCAGAAGACAACCAUGGUACGCUUAUGCUUAAAAUAAGACUAUAAGAGAAAUCUUUUUCGAACCAAUUGAACAUUAUAUUAAGCAAAAACAUAUAUUGUUAACAUUUUUUUUAACCGUUCACAAGAUUUUUGAACAUAUAUAUGCGGAAUUCAAUGUAAGGAUCAUAUUCUUUUUAAUUUUUAUGUUAAAUUAUCAAUUAAGGUCCAUAAUGUUGAAAAAACAAUAAAUAUUCUCUAGUUCGAUUGGUAUCAGAAGAAUUUCGGGUUUAAUGUGUUCAAUAUUUGAUAAUUUCAUUAAGUUAUUUUUCACAUAUGAAAUAUAAAAAUUAUCAACAAAAAUUUUCAAAAGUGUUCACAUGUAAUUUUAACGCUAAAAAGGAAGUAACAAACUAGUAUUUAUUAAUUUCAUUUUUUAACAUCUGUGACAUUGUUUUUUGACUAAUCUUGAUACUGGAAUAUUUUUUAUUAAUAACUUUUGAUGAUUUUUUAUAUAUAUAUAUUUAAUGUACGAAAGGAGAUAAUAAGCUAGAUAAACAUAGAGACUUAGAACUUGCCUUGCUAUAUUUUAUAGAAAUAUUUUUAUAAGCUUUACAUAUUCUGAAAAAGUGCAAUAGGUGCCAAAUUAUGUUUUAAAGAGGAGUCAUAACUAAAGAUGAUUUCUAUUUAGUGAAAAACACCAAUUAUAGUGUACAAUCUAGACUAUUUUAAAUGCUAUGUCUUGAGCAGGAUCAAAAUAUUUGUUGGAACAUGCUUUUUAUAUUUGUUCUGAUAGUUGUUCGUCCGUUUUUAUAUUUAUAAUAUUAAUAUGUAUUUGUUAUUUAUACAAAUGAAAUGUAAUUGGAUUGAAAUUUAUGUAAUUGAAAUAAUAAAAUUAAUAUACCAUAGCACAAAA
Harmonia axyridis is the source of this 4141-nucleotide messenger RNA. RefSeq names its product vinculin. Gene Ontology annotation, biological process: cell adhesion. Gene Ontology annotation, molecular function: structural molecule activity; actin filament binding. The record is from RefSeq and is a predicted model, not a curated record. The transcript is spliced from 20 exons. The coding region runs from base 219 to 3281 and encodes 1020 amino acids. NCBI's taxonomy places the organism in Eukaryota, Metazoa, Arthropoda, Insecta, Coleoptera, Coccinellidae. Gene Ontology annotation, cellular component: actin cytoskeleton.